Molecule: messenger RNA, 8128 nt
Organism: Pieris brassicae (large cabbage white)
Lineage: Eukaryota; Metazoa; Arthropoda; Insecta; Lepidoptera; Pieridae
Gene: mv
Product: lysosomal-trafficking regulator
Exons: 46
Coding region: 196-7356 (2386 amino acids)
Biological process (GO): intracellular protein localization
Cellular component (GO): membrane; cytosol
Molecular function (GO): protein kinase binding
Source: RefSeq, a predicted model, not a curated record
AAAGUUGCGGUGCCAUCUCUGUCAUACGGUUCGGAAGCAAGCUCAGCAGAGCUAUCGUCGAGUGAGGACAGCGUUUGUGGGCCUUACCUGGAACCUAGCGAACAAAGUGAUCCGCUAUACCGUCCAGACGACGGAUAUGAGGUCAGGACACAAAUACAGGCAGAUGUAGAACAGAGCAAACUGGAAGCGUCAAAUAUGUUCAAAACUCGGAAACUUUCUGACUCUUCUAUAUUUAGCUAUGUCUCAGGUGACAAAUGUAUAGAAGCGUUCAGCAAAGAAUGUCCAGAGUACAACAGAAAUGGGGAAUUGACACAUCCGGAACUGUGUGUCAUAGUGGUCGAUAUUCUUACACAAUUGAUAGACAAAUUAUUAGAAGAAGAGGAUGGUAAAGUCAAAGCUGGAAAAGACGUGAGCGGCGUUCUUGCGUCGGGCGGUGAGGAGAUCGAACGCGUAUGUGCGAGCGUAGCGAGAGCGUGCGUAGCUCGACUUGGUAGCGGCCUCGCACCGCCUCGUUUGUUACAUCGCCUGUUAGCACACGAUGCUCCCGCCACUCGCCUCCUGUCGAGGAACUCAAAUACACAUGCAGGCAUCUUUUCAGAGCUUCAACGAAGUAUAAUCGAACUGAUAGUGAAGUUAGGGUCCCAAAGUAUGGAGUCGUGUGAACUGGCCAGCAUCUUUCGGCUCGCUAGCUCCUGGAGUGCACCACUUAGUCCGCUUUGCAGGGCUUUAGGCCGUCUUGCUGCGAGGGAACCUCAACCGGACUGCGAGUUGCUAAUUACUGUCACAGCUCAACGAACUGAUGAAGAGUCCACAUAUGAGGAAGUAGUAGGCGCUGUUAAUCAGCAGGCAGAGACGAGUGCACGUCGAAUAAGAUAUAAACAUUUACGAGCUGGAAUAACUUCCCCGUGGAGCAACGGUGCUGUUCGGUGCAGUCUGGAGACAGCCGGAUGGGCGCCAUGGCUCCAGGGCUUCGGUCUACUGGUUUGGCUGUGUCUCACUCCACCACAACAAGAGGAUUGGCAAGAAGAGCCGCCAGGUGGAGGCACGCCUCGAAAGAAACGCGAGUCAAACGAUCUGCUGCACAUAUUCUCAGUCGGUCACGAUUCACUUGUAUUUGAGCUAUGGGCCAAUCCUAACAACGGGGAACUGACUGUGCGGCUCACACGGCCGGAAGACGAAGCCAACUGUGUGUUAAGCUCGGCCACGACUCGCACGGCGAUAAGACCGUCGCGUUGGACCUGCCUUGCGCUAAACGUAACUGAGCGGUUGCACAGACGGCUUAUAUACAUACAGGUAACUCUGUAUGUAAAUGGUCGCGAAAAUGAAGUUUUGUCAUUGCCUCUCCAAGGUAUCCUAGUCCGCAAGGCGACACCCAGUAAUAUAAUCCUGGGUGACGUAAAGCCGGCUGGUACGGGAACGGUUCGCGUAUCGUCAAUGCGUGUGUAUCGAGCGCCCGUACUGGCAGCUCCCGCUGCGUUGCAUCUCGCGGCCCAUGGGCCCGACAUGCCUUGUGAGAUCCGUUGCGAAUCAGCUAAUUAUCCUUUAGUGAUCACGCCGGAACUAUUAGACAUGAACCUCGAUUGGGACCAAGUCUAUGAAAUUCCAAGUACAACUCUGCGGGAGUUAAAUGAUAAUCUUUUGUUACUCUUCUCUGCCAACUCUCCCGAUGUUAUGAAUCUCUAUCAACCACCGGCGCCAACUCCUACUGCAGUGUUCGGCGGUCGCAGUGUGGGAGGUCGAUCACUGUGUAGCAACGGAGUGCCUGAGUCAUUGCGGUGUACGUGGGCCGUGCGUGCACGUCCGCACCCUAAUCACAACUUACACAAUGCUUUGUUAUCGCUCGGUGGACCAGAACUCGUACUGUUUCUAUAUGCCAGGGUCGUAGAAGCAGGAGGGACCGCUGAACAGCAGGCAGCAGCGUUAGGCGUCGCGCUAAGUGCUUGUCGAGGUGACGCACGGUUAUACGCAGCAUUGCACGCUCGUGAUACGUUAGACAUGUUGCUGCCCAUUUUUUCCUGCGCAGACUGCCGUCUUGGCCCACACACACUAGCGAUUAUGUUCAAGGAAGCUUGUGACAGAUCGGUAAUAGAAAUUAGUGGAGGUGCGGUUCGCGUCGAUGUGGGCACACGGGCUGUACUGCUGGAGCCACGACUUCUUCUCUUGCUGCUGCGUGCUUCCAGAUAUCUGGAUUCACAGCCUGAAGUGCAAUGGGAGGAAAUGGAUCUUAGCUCAAAAGGCGAGGACAAUGAAGACAGGGAUAGGAAGUUUAAAGGAGAGUUGUGUGGUGGUUCCGUAUGGAGUUUAGCUCUGGCGGCGACACGUGCAUUACUGCGGCCGACGCAUCCGCGCCGCACUUUUAACGCGUACCAGGCAGCACGGGUACCGCUGCUGCGGCAUCUGCUGCUAGCUUGCAAGGAGCGGUUCCUGAACUCUGACUCUGGUCCGUUGUCUGAACGCGGCAGUCUUACGCUAGUACAGGUGGUCCGCACUUUACUAGACGCGCCGCCAUUACUCGCCAACAUCGCGUUACUCGCAGACUUCUUACUGCUCAUGCACCAGGCUAGUGAGACUUUUAUCACCCACUCCCGCGCAAAUUUCUACUUCCUGGUGACUUCAGAGACGCCAGAUAGCACGGAGUUCAACCUCUUGCAGCUGUUAAGCAAACGGCGUGGAAAGCAGCAGCUACGCAAGUGGCGAAGUCGGGAUACCAUUGACAAGUCUAGCUCCUCCAGUAUCUCCAACGACGACAAGGGCUCCCGGGAAGAAUUACCACGGGACACGGACAGCGAUAAGACUGACAACGCCAGCCUGGACGCUAAGCAGGUCAAAUCUAUCAUCAAUACAAGGAUAAAAGAAGAUCGAAAGAGUGUAUCGUCAACUUCAGAAUACUCGGACGCCACAACAGCCGAAAUUGGCGCUGAAAGUGAAGUUGACAGUACGGAAAAACCGAACGGCAAUGAUGGAAAUGAAGGAACUGACCCGCUCAAGGAAUACGUCGUAAUUGACUCAGAAGACGUCGGACAGCCCAAUGUGGACAUAUACGCGGACGGACUCUACCAACAGCGCAAUGUACGCGCAGGCGCCGAGCCAGGCUGGAGUGCAUGUUCAGGGCUACUGCUUCUUCUGAGAGACACCGUUUUACAUUUGCCUCAGAAUAUGUUACCGCAGGCACUAGGUGGUGCAAUACAACCAGAACAGAUAGCGGUAUUAGCGAAUCAUCGCUGUGCGAGCGUACGAGCGGGUGUCGUACGCGUAGUACGUGCUUUACACGCUCGUGACCCGCGUACACUUGCCGCGGCGCUGCACAACCAUUUCUACUUGCACCUUGCUAAUCAGAUAUCAAUGUAUGACGGGUCCUGGGAGCUGGCCGAAGCUUGCGUCUCUCUGCUUACGGGACACGACAAACCACUAGAGGACCAACUAGAUGAGGAAGUAUGGAAUGAUCCGGAUUCGUGUCGUAUGUGUCCGCGAGCGCCACCGUUGCUUGCAGUGCUGCCUACUUGCCUCAAUGAUGUUCCUCUCGCUCACAAUAUACUUGCCGUACUGCGCAGACUUGUCGAUAAGUCAUCAGUAAAGUCCCUACAUGAAGUGGCCCUCUGCGAAGUAGUAGUGCGAUGUAUUGCAGGAGUUGGAGACUCGGGGGGCGAAGGCCGGGACCUAUUGCUAGAGGAAUUGGGAGAUCUGUUAUCCCGUUUUGCUGUAAAGGUGCUUGCUGGAAACCACAGCACACAGCUGAUCGUAGAUAUACAUCACCUAUUGUGCUACAUAGAGCGCGGUGGUGUGAGUGGUGACGCAGAUGGCAACGGGGAAGGAUGCGCUCGCGCAGCUCGAGCCGCACAAGUGCAGCUCUACAUAGGACAGCUUGACCAUCUUGAAACACGACUACACCAGUUCCACGUGAGCGCGGCUGACAAGAUAGCUGGAUACUUUUCUAAUGUACUUUCGUCAGCUGUUGAGGGCCGAGGCAGCGAGCGCGGAGAGGUGAUGUCUCGUCACGGAGCCGUUGUAUCACGUGCUGUUGCUUUCUUACUCUCGCGUUCGCCGCGUCACGAGCUCGUUGAUGAGGAGAGGUUACUGUUUCGCCUGCUUGACACUCUGCUUGCUGGCGUAAGUGGCAGUGGGUCUGGCCGCGGGCGUUGGCGUUGGGGCGGCGGUGCCGAAUGGGCUGCUUUACUUGGCGAAGUGUUCUGGUGGGCGGCCAGCCCUGCAUCGGCCGUACGUUCCCUACAGCCGCGGCUUCUACGCACCCUAUACUGUGCGCCGCCUAAUGCCAGAGACUUGCUUGCACCCAAGGACCCCUCUCAUAUGAGGAAGCUUUCGGUAUACCUGUUGACGAUGAUCCGUCACAUCCACCUGGCAGCGGAGAGCGGCGAGGGUGGUGGGGAAACAGUAGAGUUAGCUAUCACGGACUGGGCACGUGAUUGGGCGGUGGGCUCGCAGGCUGAUUUGCCAGAACGACCUUUACCCGCGGAGGCCGAGCGUCUUUUACGUGCUGAUGAACUACGCUGGGCCAAGACUUAUUAUGCCCACACGCAGGCGCAGCAGAUUGCGAAGGCAGUGUUUAGCCGGUCGGCAUUGGCGGCGCGUGUUUGCGAAACGGCGAUGGCGGCGACUCGGCGUGUUGUGGACGCGCAGAAUGCUGAGCGUAAAGCUUUCCUUGACCACCUUAGGGACGCGCACGCUCGCCUCGCACGAGCACACACACGUUGGGCCCGCACGCUCGAUGCUCAUGCCCAUGAAAGAGGCGUGUGGCACCGCUCCCGCGGAUAUCCCAUGUCGUGGCAGCUGGACAGCACUGAAGGACCAGCACGUGUUCGUCUACGCUUACGACGUGCACACCUUCGCUUACCGCCAGACAAACUACAGCCUCUACAUAGGCAUAAGACUGAAAACGCACAGCAUCCGCCACCACUACGCAGCGUAUUAUCAGGCGGCGGGGGUGGGGCCAGAGGGGCGAGGCUUCAACGCGGAGAAGCAGUCCAACAUAUGUCUCGGGUGCUACACGUGAGCGUGGCUGCUGAGACUGCCGGUGAAUUACUCCUUACGGACAGGGCUAUACACUUUGUGCCAGAUGCAACGUCCGAAAAUGCAGAGGGCAUAGCGUGGCCAGCGUCUAGUGUCUAUGCCGCUGCCACGCGUCGGUGGUGCCUUCAGGAGCGAGCAGUGGAGGUGUUCGUUCGUCCGUCGCGAGCGCAUCUGCUAGCGUUUGAAACCCCAGCGGAUCGAACUGCUUUCCUUUCGCAUCUUGCUCGCACGCAUCCACAUAUCAAGACGGAACCAGAGAGUUUAACAGAAGCAAUGAAUCAGUGGCGAAAUGGCCUCAUCACAAACUGGGAGUACCUGAUGAUUCUAAACAGUCUUGCGGGUCGUUCAUACAAUGACCUGAUGCAGUACCCCGUGAUGCCUUUUGUCCUGGCCGACUAUACCUCUAAAAUCCUUGACCUGACAGACCCUGCGUCCUUCAGAGACUUGAGCAAGCCCAUGGCUGUCCAGAAUAAGAAUAGGGAGCAGCAUUACAUCAAUACGUAUAAUGAUCUGAAAGCUGCUCGACGCACAGGCUGCAGUCCGCUACUGUCCCGUCAGCCACAUCACUACGCAUCGCUGUACUCCAACUCAGGCGGUGUACUACACUAUCUCGUGCGAGUGCCACCUUUCACCGAGCAAUUCCUUUCCUAUCAGGACAAUAACUUCGAUAUGCCAGACCGGACAUUCCACUCACUUGCAACUACCUGGCGCCUUAUCACUCACGACUCUCCCACUGAUGUCAAAGAACUCAUCCCUGAGCUCUACUAUCUGCCCGAAUUGUUCUACAACAAUGAAGGUUUGGAAUUGGGAGUGCGCCAAUGCGGCCUACGCGUGGAUAGCGUAGAACUUCCACGAUGGGCGGCUGAAGCUCGUCUCUUCACGUUGGCACACCGCCAAGCCCUCGAAGCACCACAUGUAACCGAAGGUCUUCCACAUUGGAUCGAUCUUGUCUUCGGCUACAAACAAACCGGCCAAAACGCUGUCGAUGCCAUCAAUGUCUUUCCAGCAUGUACGUACUACGGAUUUGACCCAACUGCGUUGGAAGACGAAGUGGAUCGCACAGCAGCUGAAGCGAUGGUGCGUACGUACGGACAGGCGCCCCGACAAUUGCUUCGAGCGCCACAUCCGCAUAGGGCGCCGGAUCUUGCAAAUCACGCGCAGCAGGCCUCAUCAUCAGUAUACGCAGGGGUCCGUGGUGUACGUUGGGGAAGGUACUGUGGGUCACCAGGCGCGCCUUCCGCUAGACAAGUUCUACGAAGAACGUACGCGUCUGCGCACGCCUUAUUGCCGCUACCACACGCGCGGGCUGUAGUUGUCUCGCUCGAACGGACUGCACUUAUGCCUGUGCACGAAGAACCAUUAGCGACGGGAUCAGGAGCAGCUAACAAUAAAAACAGCUCGUCGAAUAGUCCCAAUUUAGGACUGAAUGUGGGAUUGGUAUCUUGGGGCCACGGUGACGGUGCAGUACGACUGCGCCGGCGCAGAGACCUGCCUCCGGAUAUCUUGUUCCAUACACCACCUACUGAACAGAUAACGACAGUAUGCACAUGGCAGGAAGGCAGAUGGGGCUGUGCAUUGGGCCUUAGCGGUGGGGCCGUAGUGGUGACACGCGCAGAGUGCUGUGGUGGUGUGCUUCGUGCUCGUACGAGGCAAUUGCACGCUCAUGCCGCACCCAUUACACACAUUGACGCGCAGCCAGCGGUCACACUGCUCGUCACAUCUAGUGAAGACGGACUUAUUGUGCUUUGGGACUUGCACGAGUUAACAUACAUCCGUACUCUUCCAAAUCGUGACAUGUUGCAAGUUAGCCUAGUAGCGAUCAGCCCUACAUUAAGUGACGUGGCGAGCGUACACGCGCCCUCUACCAGUGACGUACGCGUUCGAAGAGAUGAGUACGCCGAUAAUGAAGGAAUGGAAUACGAACACGACGAUACAUACAAGUAUAAGUCGCUGAUUAGAGUACACACAGUUAACGGACGAUUUGUGGGUAGCGUCAAAGUGGCGGAGAUAGUUAAGUGCGUGCGUUACUCGGCCUGCGCGGAGGGGACCAGCGUGAACUGCAUAGCAGUGGGGCUUCGGUCGGGGGCCAUCCGCCUGUAUUCGUCGUGGGAACUUCGUCCACUUGCGCACAUUCCGCCGCCGCAGCCCUCGCCCCAACCCCACCCACACAAUGAACAUCUUGACCGCGAUACGCUCAGCAUAUCCUUCAGCCAUGAUAACGAAAUCUUGUUCGCGAGCUACGCAGAUGGGGGCGUUGUAGCGUGGGAAAGCGUGGAUCACGCUGCAAAACCCUCGCCCGUACGUAUACUACCUGCGCAUGCCCUGCUCUAAACAAGAAAGCAGGGGAAAAUCUAUAUCGUUGUAUUAUAAUAAUGUUAAAAUUUGAAAAUGGAACUCGAAUAUUCUCCUAAUUUUAUAUUACUUUUUUUUUGUCACACAUUACGGACUUAAUUUUAGAAUUCAAAAUAUGUAUAAUAUUUAUUAGAAAAGCUUCUGAAAAAGCUAAAAAGGCAGGUGCUAUUUUCAUAUCAGAAAGAAGAAUAAAAAAAUUAGAUUAUAACUAUGAAAUGGAAUAUUUGAAAUUAUUAUUGUUACAGGGUUUUAAAGUUGAAAAUUCUUGCCUUUUAUGUUAAACAAUAAGCGUACAGUCUUCCUACAAAGUGGAGAUUCAAAAUCUUCACUACUUGCUAUAGUCGUUUAAGAUAAAUCUUGUAAAUGUGUAUAUAGAUAUUUUUUUAUUUAGUUAAGUGAUCAGAGGCAUAAUGUAUUUUUAAUAAUUGUAUAGGUCUUUAAUGAUUUUCAAAUAAAUAUAUGACACUAUUUUAUUACACUAUUGGCUAUUAAGGUAUAUUAAUUUUACAUUCCAUUAGAAAAAAUUAAAUGCUCAGUGAGAAUAUCCCCCAUGUUAUUAAAAAAUAUUUUAAUCUUUACUAGUAUCAAGACAUGAUUUUAUUAGUAAGUAAGAUAAACUAAACCAUAAUAUCGAAUUAUAUUGCUCUCAAUCUUAGAUUAAAAAAUAAAUAUAUUAUCAUUCAUAUUUAGAAGACUACAUGGAAUGUCUUUCUUAUAUAUAUAUAAAGAGUAUGCUAUUUAGAUAAUAUUA